AUUUACAAAGUUAUUAGCUAAAGUGAGUGUCUGCAUUGUACUUAAAAAAUGUUUAUUUUAAUCAGAUAAAUAUUUUUAAAAUGCUAAUAUUCACUCAUUUAUCAAAUAUUUACUGAAUGCUAGUUAUUUUGCAAAGAGCUUAGAGUCUUUUGGGGAAUAGACAAAUUCAGAGUGCUUUUCAAGAGACGUAGAAAGCUGUAGGAGCACAGGAUAUUUUUUAAGGCAAAAUAUCAAGUAUACAAUUCCUUUAUCAGGGAUUGGCAUGAAAUCUCUCCAUAAAUUUGUAUUGCCAUCUGUUCUUUGUAUUUGAUGUAGAUACUUUUCCUAAUUUAUAGAUCAGGAAACACAUUUAAGGGAGUUAAAACUUGCCUAGGAGCUUGCAACUCAAGGGCUGUGAAACUCCUUUAUAUCUUCUGGAAAAACUUAAAGAGCAUAUCUUCAAAGCUAAAUAGUAAAAUGGAAAUUUUUAAUGUCAUGACCAGGGUUUAAGUCAUAUUAGAUGAAUCAUACUGAACAGAGAUAUGAACUAUAUUUUUUGACAAAAGUGCAGAGUACUCAAUGUUUUAAUAGAGGACUUAUAUCGGAGGUGUGAAUACAGAGCUAAUUAUUAAUUCAUUUAAUCUCCAUAUAUUUAAUGAGUGCUUGAGUAGCAGGUACAUUUCUAGGUUCUGGGGAUAGAGCAGUGAAUAAAAUAAACAAAAAUAUCUGUCCAAGUAGAGCUUUUAUUUUAAUGGGAGAUAUAGCAAAGAAAAAAAGAGAUAUAAGUAAAAUGUAUGAAUGUUAGUAAUAAGUGCUAUAUAGGAAAAGAAAGAGUAGGGAUAUAGGAAAUAUAAGAGUCAGGAUGGAGAAUUGCAGUUUUAAUUAGGGUGAAGUAUUGAUCAGUUUUUGCUGCAUACCAAAUCACCUCAAAACGCAGUGUUUGAAACCAUGAAAAUUUCUUUCUUGGUCUGUGGGUUGACUGCUGUUAGUCUGAUCAAGGCCUGACUUGGUUGAGUGGGUCCUUCAGCUAUUUUCUGGGGUAGGGGAGAUAUCCAGAACUCAAGCUGAGUUAUGGUGAGGUAUCUACUAGACAUCUGGAAGCUGCUGCGUGGGUUGUUCAGUAUAGUAUUUGUAGUCAAGGGAGCGGUCAAGGCCAGAGCUAAAAAUGUAAAGCCUCAAGACUAAAGGACAUAGGGCGAGUAGGAUAGAAAAGACUGGACCCGGAAGUACUGAAGUACUUAGAGGUUGGAGAGAUGGGGAGAAGCCAGCAGAAACACGAGAAGUAGUUGCCGCAGGACCGGGGCCUGUGUGACCCCGUGGUCGUCUGCAGGGAUUGCUGUGACCUGCGGUAUCUGGGCUGCUUUCAGCUUGUGAGGGUGGACUCUGGGUCAACAGAGAAGGAAGUCUGUGUCUAUAUACAGGUUUCACUCUUCAUUUCUGCCUUCAGAGGACCUGAAGUAUGAGGAAGGAUUGGUGACUUUAUUUUUUAUAUCAGUAUCGAAUGCUUGAAGUAUGCCAGGUACUAGGCACUGGGGAUGUAGCCAGGGAUUUAGAAAAAGAAAAAAAAAAAUGUGACUCUGUGGGACUUCCAUGAUAGUGAGAGCAUGAGGCCAAGUCUAAAACUGAGAGAUUAUUCAGUAGGUGUAAACAGCAGGUAGAACAAAAAUCCUAUUGGCCCAGGUUCCAGAGAUACAGGACGAAGAAAUUUAUAAUAGAAAAUUGGCAGAGGUCUAGACAUGAGGUCAUUUGGAUACUAUGUACCCAGUACGAUUAAAACAAUUCAAAUAUGUACCGACAUUUAAUUGAUUUUAGCAUUUAUACAGAGCCAGAAAACAGUAUGUACAGUUAAUGUCAACUCUCAUUUUUCAGAAUAGUUUACCUUCCAUCACAAAGCCAGGAAACCUAAAUAAACCAAAAUUAUUCCCCACUUAGAAUUAUCUUUCUUCCUGGUUUCUUUCCCAACCAUAUAUGAUUAAGCUAAUCUGUAAAAGACUUACCAAACCAUAAAAUUAACUUUCUCACUUUUCAAACAGUUCCUGAUUUUAUUUAAUGUACAUUUCACAGGCUUCAACUCUAAGAAUACAAGGAAUGGAUAAUUUGGCUUUAAACCGCAGUCGUAAAAGUCAGUCUUCAAGCCUUGGAAUAAGACUUGCAUAAGAAUACUAUGCAGCAUGGAUUCUCUACCAGAAGGAUUUUCUGUGAGGGAUCUUCCUCUGGAAGAGCAGGCUACAGAGGAAACCAAGAAAAAGGUAGAAAAAUCAACUGAUCAACUGGACAAACAGGAAAAGGACACACCUACUGACCUUGUCCCUGUUAACCUACUAUUAGAAGUGAAGAAAUUGUUGAAUGCAAUUAACACUCUACCAAAAGGUGUGGUUCCUCACAUCAAGAAGUUCUUACAAGAAGAUUUUUCUUUCCAAACUAUGCAGAGAGAAGUUGCAGCCAGUAACCAGAUCGGGGAGGAAGUUGUGCCUGCUUUGACCUUACGCCUCUUAAUAGCACGGCUCGGAGCAGCGCUUAGGGACAUCCACGCUACUAAUUACACUGCACAUCAGAUUAAUAUUGGUUAUUACCUGACAUUACUGUUUUUGUAUGGAGUAGCCCUCACUGAAAGAGGAAAGAAGGAGGAUUAUAUAGAAGCUGAGAAUAAAUUUCUAGUGAUGAAGAUGGUGAUCCAAGAAAAUGAAAUUUGUGAAAACUUUAUGUCAUUAGUUUAUUUUGGCCGUGGUUUGCUUCGAUGUGCUCAGAAGAGAUAUAAUGGAGGACUGCUGGAGUUUCACAAAAGCUUACAAGAAAUAGGAGAUACAGAUGAUCAUUGGUUUGAUAUAGAUCCUACAGAAGAUGAAGAUUUACCUACAACUUUUAAAGACCUUCUUAAUAAUUUCAUCAAGACAACUGAGAGUAAUAUAAUGAAGCAGACCAUUUGCAGUUAUCUAGAUUGUGAGCGAUCUUGUGAAGCCGACAUUUUAAAGAACACCAAUUAUAAGGGAUUUUUUCAGUUAAUGUGCAGUAAGAGCUGCUGUGUUUACUUCCAUAAAAUUUGUUGGAAAAAGUUCAAGAAUUUAAAAUAUCCAGGUGAAAAUGAUCAGAGUUUUAGUGGAAAAAAAUGUUUAAAGGAAGGAUGUACGGGUGACAUGGUAAGGAUGCUACAGUGUGAGGUACCUGGAAUUGUCAAAAUUUUGUUUGAAGUUGUGAGAAAGGAUGAAUAUAUAACCAUUGAAAAUUUAGGAGCAAGCUAUAAAAAGUUGAUGUCUCUGAAAAUAACUGAUACUGAUAAAAGACCGAAGAUCAGUUUAAAAUUUGGUACAAAAGAUGAAAUGCCUAUCUUCAAACUUGAUUAUAAUUAUUUCUAUCAUCUGCUUCAUAUAAUUGUUGUUUCUGGUACUGACAUUGUUCGGCAAAUAUUUGAUGAGGCUCUGCCACCCCCUCUUUUGAGAAAAGAGCUUCUUAUACACAAGAAUGUACUGGAACCCUACUACAACCAUCUUUGGACCAAUCACCCUUUGGGUGGAGCAUGGCAUCUGCUUUAUCCCCCAAACAAGGAGCUACCACAGUCCAGACAGUUUGACUUAUACCUCCUAUUAGCUCUCAUAAAACAUUUGAAUGUGUUCCCUGCACCCAAAAAAGGCUGGAAUAUGGAACCACCACCUUCUGAUCUCUCUAAGUCUGCAGACAUCCUGAGGCUGUGCAAAUACAGGGACAUCCUCCUUAGUGAGAUUUUGAUGAAUGGUCUCACUGAGUCACAAUUCAAUUCAAUUUGGAAAAAAGUUUCAGAUAUUCUUCUGCGCCUUGGGAUGAAGAAAGAAGAUAUUGACAAAGUGAAGGAGAACCCCAUUGAGAAUAUCUCCCUUGAUUACCAUCAACUGUCCAUCUACCUAGGCAUACCAGUACCAGAAAUCAUCCAGAGGAUGUUAUCCUGCUACCAACAAGGAAUUGCUCUACGGUCGAUCACAGGCAGUCAGCGUAUUGAAGAAGAAGAGUUACAAAAUGAAGAAGAAGAACUCAGUCCACUUCUUAUGGAGUACAAUAUAAAUGUGAAAUCAAUCCCUGAAAUACAGUUAGCAGAAAUGAAUAAAGAUGGGGCAUCGAUACCCAGUGAAUCUUCAACAGAAUCUAUUAAAGAUCUCCAGGAAGUUAAGAGUAAACCAAAGAAAAAGAAAAAGACCAAGAAUAAAAAGAAUAAGGAAUCAAAAGAAGAGCAAGUCCCAAGUAUGAUAGGAAAGGAAGAGCAGCUGAAGAAAGAACAAGCAAAUCUGUAUGCAAUCAGUAGAUUUAUGAAAGAUGAUGCAAGCAAUAUUCACGAAGAUUCUACGACUGAAGACAAGUCCUAUAGUCUGGAUGAAUUGCAUAUUCUGGACAUGAUAGAGCAGGGCUCAGCCAACAACGUCACUGCCGAGCGUGGGGGAACCGAGGAGGAGCUUGCUGGACGACGGCGGCGGCUUUGUGAGCUGCACUGCCAGUGUGAAGAUUUCAAAAGACAACUAAAAACAGUGACUUUGUGGUGGCAAGAAAACCAGAUGCAGAUUAAAAAGAAAGAUAAAAUCAUCGAAUCUCUUAACCAACAAGUGGCUUUUGGAAUCAGUAAGAUGUCCAAGUAAGUGCACAUUUGUUGA
Odocoileus virginianus texanus is the source of this 4592-nucleotide messenger RNA. The record is from RefSeq and is a predicted model, not a curated record. NCBI's taxonomy places the organism in Eukaryota, Metazoa, Chordata, Mammalia, Artiodactyla, Cervidae.